UGCCCAGUGAUGUUCAAAUAUACCUUAGGGGGCACAGAGGACCAGAUCCUGCAAAUCCAGAUGUGUUGUGCAGCCAAAAGGCAACAGAUCGUGUGGCUGCAUAUGGCGAGGCGAUGACUAGUCAGCACGGACCAGACUAUGACUGGAGGACCUCACCUAUUGAUCCUCAGGCUGUGUAUGCAAGUGGUGGAAAAGCUCAUGGAAGGUACACAAUGUUUGCUAACGUCAUUAACUCGAGCCAGGUUAGGGUUCAGCGUGGAGGUUCAUCGAGGUCUGCUGCUCGUAGCUCCCGUCGCUCCACUCAAGAUCCAGCAGAAGUGGAGCAACUGCGAGAAGAACUUAGGCGACAUCAGGAUUACUUGAAGCAACAAGCUGCGCAACAUGAAUAUUAUGCUACACAGAUUCAACAACAACAAACACUCAUACAACAACUAGCACAGGCCCAAGGGAUACACGUCCCGGUGCCCCCCCACCACCUCCCGUUCAUUAUCCUUGGUCUUCACCUCCACCUGUACCUACAUCUCCAUCUACCGAACAUCAGGUAUGCAUAUUUAUCAUCAUUUAGUUGUUGUUAGUUAUAUUAUGAUGUAACUCAACAAAUGUCAU
Messenger RNA from Zea mays, 606 nucleotides. RefSeq lists its product as uncharacterized. Lineage: Eukaryota; Viridiplantae; Streptophyta; Magnoliopsida; Poales; Poaceae. The transcript is spliced from 4 exons. The coding region runs from base 114 to 575 and encodes 153 amino acids. The record is from RefSeq and is a predicted model, not a curated record. Gene Ontology annotation, biological process: transposition.